AUGCUGAUGGGGACGCAACAUAUCCACAUUGCUGCACAUCGGUUUGAUACUUUGGGUGGUUCCAUGUUGACUCUCAUGCAGUUCAUGACCUUCGACAGCGUGGCACCGGUCUACACACCUCUGAUAUUUGCGAAGCCAUGGUUGUUCAUCUAUUUCUUGGUUUUCCUCCUGCUUGGUCCUAUUGCCCUCAUGAACAUCAUGAGGGGGAGAAGAAGAAACAUCUGGAUAAUGGAACACCCAAGCUCUGGAGCAAAACCAUAUCUUAAGAGACGAACCUCCUUCAUGAAGUCGAUGACACUGUCCUGUGAGAUGGCGGUCUUCUUACUUGGUGUUGGCCCU
This is a messenger RNA of Prorocentrum cordatum, 339 nucleotides long. The record is from the annotation of a GenBank genome assembly. NCBI's taxonomy places the organism in Eukaryota, Dinophyceae, Prorocentrales, Prorocentraceae.